Molecule: messenger RNA, 693 nt
Organism: Hirsutella rhossiliensis
Lineage: Eukaryota; Fungi; Ascomycota; Sordariomycetes; Hypocreales; Ophiocordycipitaceae
Exons: 3
Coding region: 1-693 (230 amino acids)
Source: RefSeq, a predicted model, not a curated record
AUGCGAACGCGGUCGAAGACGGAUCCUUCUGUCCAUCCUCUUGGCGCUGGAGAAAAACCCAACCAAGGCAAGUCAGACUGCUACUCGUGGUCAGGCGAGCGACCCCAAGAGCGGACCGGCCAGCACGGGCCAGGGCCCUGGGCAGGAAACGCUCAAGGAAAGAACAGGAAGAAGAACAAGAAGGCCAAGCGAGUGACGACAUCGACAUUUGCACCGCACGCAGGAUCGGCUCGGAUGGACAGUCUUUCUCAGGUUGCCAGUGCGGCUGGGGUACGGGGCGACGAGCUGUCCCACCGAGGCCCCAACCUGGCGACGGAUGAAGGCAAAGCAGCUGGAUCGACGUCCCAGGGCCAGAACGACAACAGCGAGGGAGAUCGCCCGGCAGCCAGUGGCUCAAAGUCGCGACCCGCCCACUACGGUCCCAAGCAGGAGUACAGAGCCGACGCCGGCGGCUCGCUGAGAAUGCAAAAGAAGCGCCGUAAUCGACCGCACGCCAUCGACACGCAGAGUGCCGAUUCCCAUGGGAACUCUGCCGGAGCAGUCAAGGAUGCAGCGCCCAACCCUGGCCUCAACCCGCUUGCCCUGACGUUUGUGUCCCCGAGCCACGCAGCGCCGGAGAACAAGGGUGCGAACGCGGGCAAGGGAGGCGGAUACCGCGGCGGCUCGACCAAGGGCGGCUCUGACGGGCCCUGA